Messenger RNA from Haliotis rufescens (red abalone), 961 nucleotides. RefSeq lists its product as uncharacterized. The transcript has 2 exons. Bases 102 to 629 code for a protein of 175 amino acids. The record is from RefSeq and is a predicted model, not a curated record. NCBI's taxonomy places the organism in Eukaryota, Metazoa, Mollusca, Gastropoda, Lepetellida, Haliotidae.
CAUUAUGACGUCAUGUAAUUGUGUCGUCACGUAAUUGUCUCGCCAUAAUCGUGGAGACUGGCCGUGUUUUUCAUCAUAGAUGCCAAAUAUCUCUGUCUAAAAUGGGAUGCAAACAGACCAAGGUUAAGCCUUUCAAGCAGACAUCUCCCGAGGAGGCUCUGACGGGCAAGAUCAACUGUCCUCACGAGCUGUACUACGCCAAGUGUCAGGUGACACCGCCAACACCCCGCCUGUCAGAGGCGCAGAUUCUUCAACAGCUACGAGAUGAGGGUUUGGUCCCCGACCGUCAGUCCAGCGGAGGAGUGGCCUUCUCUGUCCCUGUCGUGGAGGAGGUUGUUCCCCGUGGCAAAGCUCCCCGACGUCUGGAGCAAAUCCCAGUGCGAUGCUUCUACACAGCUGAGAGGAGGAGACAGAAGGCUGAUCUGUUCCGACUUGACAGGUUCGUGGAGAAAGUCCAGAGGAAACAACUGGACAGAGAGAUAAAGCAUAAAGCUGUCAAGGACGAGAAGAAACGUCGCCAAUUCAUCAAGAAAAUGAAGGCGGAACAUCAGCUCCAGAUGAGGGAGGAGAAACUGGAGAGGCUGGAGGAAGAGCGGGCGGGGAGGAGGAAGAAGCCAGCAAAGAAGUAGACUGAGUGGAGCGAGUUGAUGAUGGUUGGUAGGAUGUAAACAACAGCGAAUGAUAAAAGAAUAUCAAGAACAUUAACUGAAAAAAAGAACAAAAGGAAAAAGGAACAAAAUAAAAGCAACAGGCCAAGCGAAACAGGAAGCCAGAAGAUGCAACAUAAUGAAUACAGUUCAUACGCUUGCAGUGUUGAUAAUUUGAAAAUCCUUUAGUUUUUGUCUAAUUGUUAGUCUGCAAUGAGCGUAGGGCAAUCAUACAUGAACAUUAGGAAUUAUGUGUACUACUUUCUAUAUGCCAGUUAUGUAUAGUUUAUAUAUAUAUAUACCAGUUAUGUAUA